AAGUGGAUAUGACAGAAGCACCGCUGAAUACAGUCAUCAGAUAAAUUAUGUGCAUGAAACAGAGGAUGAAGAAAUGCUUAUUAGAUGCCUUCAAUACAUUAUGGCGAUGAAGGACGCUGGAGACAAGAGGCUUAAGAAAAGCUGUAUGUGGCCAUGAAUUAAAAUGGACAAGCAGGUCAAGAAGAUGCCAACCUGUAAACCAGAAGAUAUCUACUGGAUAGAGGGAUCUGAGAGAGAAAAUGGACUGGGACACUUCUAUAUACUGAAACAAGAACUAGGAAGUGGAGCGACCUCUACAGUUUUCAAAUGUGAGGAAAAAGGAACACAAAAGUCGUAUGCUGCAAAAACAAUUAAAAAGACAAUUGAUAAAAAAAUUGUAAGAACUGAAAUUGGAGCGUUGCUUCGCCUGUCACACCCGAAUAUUAUUAAACUGAAAGAGAUCUUUGAGACCCCAUCUCAGAUUAUCCUGAUUUUAGAACUGGUAACGGGAGGAGAGUUGUUUGACAGGAUAGUUGAGCGGGGGUAUUACAGUGAAAGAGAUGCCGCCUGUGUUGUGCAACAGAUCCUGGAAGCAGUCACUUAUUUGCAUGCAAAUGGAGUUGUUCACCGUGACCUCAAGCCUGAGAAUCUCCUCUAUGCAGAUAUGUCUCCAAAUUCCCUUCUUAAAAUUGCUGACUUUGGCUUGUCUAAGAUUAUUGAUGACCAGACAGCUAUGAAGACUGCAUGUGGAACACCAGGCUACUGUGCACCGGAAAUUCUUCGUGGCUCUCCAUAUGGUCCAGAAGUUGACUUGUGGUCUAUUGGUGUAAUUACAUACAUUCUACUAUGUGGGUUUGAACCAUUCUUUGAUGUACGAGGAGAUCAGUACAUGUACAGCAGAAUCCUGACUCGUGACUUUAAAUUCUUGUCCCCCUGGUGGGAUGAAAUUUCAUUGAAUGCCAAGGACUUGGUCCAGAAGUUGAUAGUGUUAGAUCCAAGGAAAAGGUUAACAACUUCACAAGCUCUACAGCACCCAUGGGUAACAGGAAGGGCUGCUAAGCUUUUCCAUAUGGAUCGCACACAAAGGAAACUUCAAGAAUUUAAUGCCAAGCGCAAACUUAAGGCAGCAAUGAAAGCUGUAGUAGCAUCAAGCCGUUUGGGGAAUAAUCAUAGUCAUUCUGAUAAACCCGAAGAUAUGCAAAACAAAGAAGAUCGAAAAAUGUGUAAUAUUUUAGAUGCUGAGGAUGGAGCAGAUAAAUCAGAGGGUCCCUUACAGGGCCCUGUAAGGCAGAAGCACACACUGAGUGCAGAUGUGGCAUACAAUGAGACAACCAAAUAAAAUCCAAACUGGUAAUGAUUUUACAGUAUGAACAACAUGGCUUUAGAUGGAAUUCAGAAACAUUUUCUAUAGGUGUUGAAGUAAACAGACUUGUUGAUGCAAGAUCAGCUAUGCAUGCACAUAUUUAAAAAAUAUAUAUAAAAUACUAAAUAUCCACUACAAUUUACUAUGAAGACAUUGUAGCAUAGGUCUGCAGCGGUUCCGUUGCAAAACUGCAACAAAAAUCCAACAAAAAACACAUGUACUACGUGCGGUUUUUUGCCAUGGAAAAGCCAGCAGACUUGCAAAGGGUGAAAUCUGCUGGGGAGAACUGCAGCAUAAAUUGGCAUGCUGCAGAUUUUAAAUUCGCAGUGCAGCUCAAGUUAUGCUGUUUUUUGUACACAGUGUGUGGAUGAGAUUUCUGGUACUGUACAAGUUGUAAACCCAGCCUAAACUAUAAACUCUUCGGUCAGAUACGACACAAGCUGUUCUUGCAAAAAGAUACAAUAAUUCCCUAGACAUAGAGACAACUGUUAGGCCGGGUUGACAUCACUGUUUCAUUUUUCAUCCUUCUGAUUUGUUAGAAGAACAGAUAAAAAACUAACAAAGAAUCAAUCCUUUAUUUUCAGCAUUCAUUGUGCUUAUUUUGCAUAUAAUUUAGUCAUUUCGACAAAGGACCUCCAUCAAAAAUAACAGAUCUCAGACAGAACCGACUAUGCAACAUAAGCACAAUGGAUGCUCAAAAUAAGGGAACCGUUUAAAAAAAAUAAUAAUCUGUUCUUCUGAUUGAUUAAAAGAAUCCGAAACAAAACAGUGAUGUGAACCAGGCCUAAUAGAUUGAAAAGAUUUGGCUAAGGUUAGAUGAGUGCAUUUGGAAGCGACAGUAUGUGAAGUGGGGAUACCAGCUCACUGUUUUUGUAAAUCAGAUGUAUCCGUGUGCUCGGUGUCUUGGUUUUUCAACCUCCUUAUACAGGUACAACAAAGCUUAGCAAGAUUUAGACUCCAGCACUCACUU
Molecule: messenger RNA, 2312 nt
Organism: Bufo gargarizans (Asiatic toad)
Lineage: Eukaryota; Metazoa; Chordata; Amphibia; Anura; Bufonidae
Product: calcium/calmodulin-dependent protein kinase type IV-like
Exons: 12
Coding region: 164-1318 (384 amino acids)
Biological process (GO): protein phosphorylation
Molecular function (GO): ATP binding; calcium/calmodulin-dependent protein kinase activity; calmodulin binding
Source: RefSeq, a predicted model, not a curated record